CCAUUUCUAUCCUUGUCAAUUCCCAAUUUGCCAUUCCAUUCCAAUUUUCAAUUUUAAAAUUUCUUCUGACUCUACUGAAUUUAUUUUUAAAAGACAGAUUCUUCUCCUCUGCAGUCUCCAUGUGCUCUCUCUGCUUUGCUCUGCUCCGCUCCGCUCCCCCUCAAAAGUCUUCUUCCCUCUUGUCGGAUCCGUCCAUUUAUUUUCCCUCUCUCUAUCUCUCUGUCCCAAUCUCUAAUUGAAGUCAAAACUUAAGUGGGUUUUAUACUAAUUUGAGGAGACUUUGAAAAUGGCUUCUUACCCUCUUUGAUUCCCUCUGUAUCUCUUCCCUCUCUGUUAUUUAUCUCUGUUUCCAUGUCUCCACACCUAGCAUCAAGCAUGUCCGAUUCUUCUUCUUCCUCUUGGUUCUUCACCUACGCGAAUAAUCUCAAAUUCUUCUCUCUGGUCAGGCGGUUCCUGCACAAGAAGGCCGCCGGCAAGCGCUGCGGGCCGUCCGAUCGAAUCGGCAAACCAAGGACGAUCAAAUUUGAAACGGAGAAACCCGGGGGAGGAGAGAUGGGGAGAGGGAGUGAUCGAGAAGAUGGGACUGCGAUGCAGAGGUCGGUGAAGAGGCUUCACUUCGGAAGUAAUUGGGAAGAGAAGGAGACGGCGGCGGAGGAGAUAAAGCGAUUCGCCAGAGAAGACGUGAAGAAGAGGAAAUUGCUGGCGGAGCUGGGCGUUAUUCCGGCUUUGGUAGCGAUGGUGGAUUCGGAGGUGCUUUCUCGCCGGCGACUGGCGGUCCAGGCGCUCAUCGAGCUCGCUAAUGGCUCUUUCACGAACAAGGCUGUUAUGGUGGAAGCAGGAAUCCUAUCAAAACUGCCACACGACGCUACCGCUGGCGACGAAACGAUCAAUUGCGAAUUCGCACGGCUCCUCCUCUCUCUAUCUUCUCUGCCCAAUGCCCAAUUCCCUCUCCCUACAUCCCAAAUCCUCCCAUUCCUCCUGGACAUCCUCCACUCCACAGUCUCCACCUCCACCACCUUCGAAACCAAAGAUGCAUGCUUAGGCACCCUCUUCAAUCUCUCCACCACGUUGCCUAAUGCAGAGCUUUUGGUCUCCAGUGGCGCAGUACCCACUCUCCUAAUGCUCUCCCCCGCAAAAGAAGCCUCAGAGAAAGCCCUCGCAACAUUAGGGAACUUGGCGGUGACCAUAAUCGGGAAGAAGGCUAUGGAAAAUAGUGAUAUGGUUCCAGAGAGGUUGAUAGAGAUUAUGACAUGGGAGGAGAAACCCAAGUGCCAGGAACUAUCUGCUUAUAUCUUGAUGAUUCUUGCUCACCGGAGCUCUGCACAGAGGAAGAAAAUGGCAGAGUCCGGGAUAGUCCCUGUCUUGCUUGAGGUGGCCCUUUUAGGGAGCCCUCUGGCCCAAAAGAGGGCACUAAAGUUGCUGCAAUGGUUUAAAGAUGAAAGGCAAAUAAGGAUCGGGGCACAUUCGGGGCCACAGACGGGAAGAGUUGUUGCAAUUGGGUCACCUUUAAGUCAGAAGGAUACCCUCGAAGAGAAGAAGGUAAUGAAGAAUAUGGUUAAACAGAGUCUUUAUAAGAAUUUGGAAGUGAUCACUCGAAGAGCCAAUGGUGCUAGGGAUUGUUCUAAGUUUAAGAGCUUGGAUAUCAGUUCAAGCUCUAAGAGCUUGCCUUACUAGAGGCAUGACUUAUCACACCCAUCUGAAAAAUUUCCGGGCACUACCAUUCAUUUGCUGGAUGGUGGUGACAUGCUCGAUACACAUGCACUUGGCAUCCAAUACAAAUGUGCACUCUUGGGCGGUGGCAAAUGAUAAGAAACAAGAUGAAAGAAGCCUAGGAAAGAAAUCAAUGGACAUCCUCCCAUUGGAAUUGCAUCUCUGUGCGACUGCUUAUCUUGGUUUUUUACAUUGUGACACUUGACGUUUGUCGCUAGAAACGGGAAAACAUUGAGAAAUUCCCAUAGAUGCAUUGAUUUAUAGUGGUUUCAUACCACUGUUCAUGUGUUGUAUUUGAGUAUAUAUUGUAAAUAGUGCUCCUUUCUCAGUACCUACUACUUCAAAUAAUGAGUUAUUCAAUUCUUUUCCAUUCUCAUAAA
Malania oleifera is the source of this 2090-nucleotide messenger RNA. RefSeq names its product U-box domain-containing protein 7. Bases 352 to 1674 code for a protein of 440 amino acids. Lineage: Eukaryota; Viridiplantae; Streptophyta; Magnoliopsida; Santalales; Ximeniaceae. Gene Ontology annotation, molecular function: protein binding. The transcript is spliced from 2 exons. The record is from RefSeq and is a predicted model, not a curated record.